AGAGAGCAGUGCAGGGAGCGGAAUCCCGGGAGCCGGGAGCUCCCUUCCUGUCGGGAAGGCCGUGAGCGGAGCCGAGCGCCGGCCGAGAGGCCCCGGGCCGGCCGCCCCCGCUCCCCUCGCCCAUGGCGGAGACCAAGAUCAUCUACCACAUCGACGAGGAGGAGACGCCCUACCUGGUGAAGCUGCCGGUGCCGCCGGAGAAAGUCACGCUGGCCGAUUUCAAAAAUGUCCUCAGCAACCGGCCCGUGCACAGCUACAAGUUCUUCUUCAAGUCCAUGGACCAGGAUUUCGGGGUGGUAAAGGAGGAGAUCUCAGAUGACAAUGCAAAGCUCCCUUGCUUCAAUGGAAGAGUGGUGUCCUGGCUGGUCCUGGCUGAAAGUUCUCACUCUGACACGGGUUCCCAGUGCACUGAGAGCCACACAGACCUUCCACCACCCCUCGAGAGGACAGGAGGCAUCGGAGACUCCCGCCCUCCAUCCUUCCACCCCAACGCUGCCAGCAGCAGGGAUGGCCUGGACAAUGACACAGGGACAGAGUCAGUCAUCAGCCACCGGCGGGACAGGCACCGGCGGAGGAACAGGGAAGGGCACGAGGAUGCCCCUCGGAUCAAUGGGCACUCAAAGCUGGACAGGCACCGUGAGCACCCCCCUGGCUACGACAGCUCCUCCACCAUGAUGAGCAGUGAGCUGGAGUCCAGCAGCUUCAUCGACUCCGAGGACGACGACAACACGAGCAGGUUGAGUAGCUCCACGGAGCAGAGCACCUCAUCCCGGCUCAUCCGCAAGCACAAACGCAGGAGGAGGAAACAAAGGAUGCGGCAGAUUGACAGGUCGUCUUCGUUCAGCAGCAUCACUGAUUCCACCAUGUCCCUAAACAUCAUCACCGUCACACUCAACAUGGAAAAGUAUAAUUUCCUGGGAAUCAGCAUUGUGGGGCAGAGCAAUGACCGGGGUGAUGGUGGCAUCUACAUCGGCUCCAUAAUGAAGGGAGGAGCGGUGGCAGCGGACGGCCGGAUCGAGCCGGGAGACAUGCUCCUGCAGGUGAAUGAUGUCAAUUUUGAGAACAUGAGCAAUGACGAUGCAGUUCGGGUUCUACGGGAAAUAGUCUCCAAACCAGGACCUAUCAGCCUAACAGUAGCCAAAUGCUGGGACCCUACUCCCAGGAGUUAUUUCACCAUCCCCAGGGCUGAGCCGGUGCGGCCGAUCGACCCCGCGGCCUGGAUCUCUCAUACCACGGCCAUGACGGGAGCGUACCCCCGUUACGGUAUGAGCCCCUCCAUGAGCAUCACCACAUCUACCAGCUCCUCACUAACAAGCUCAAUUCCCGAGUCGGAAAAAUUAGAAGAAUCUCCCUUAACUGUGAAGAGUGACAUGGCUACUAUUGUCAAGGUUAUGCAGCUCCCAGACUCAGGCCUUGAAAUUCGGGACAGGAUGUGGUUAAAAAUCACCAUCUCCAAUGCAGUGAUAGGAGCAGACGUGGUUGACUGGCUUUACACACACGUGGAAGGCUUCAAAGACCGGCGGGAGGCGAGGAAAUACGCCAGCAGCAUGUUGAAACACGGCUACCUCAGGCACACUGUGAACAAAAUCACCUUCUCAGAGCAGUGCUACUACGUCUUUGGAGACCUCUGUGGCAACCUGGCUGCACUGAACCUCAACAACGGUUCCAGCGGCGCCUCGGAUCAGGACACCCUGGCUCCACUCCCACAUCCUGCUGCUCCCUGGCCCUUAGGCCAAGGAUACCCCUACCAGUAUCCUCUGCCCCCUCCGUGUUUUCCACCAGCAUACCAGGACCCAGGCUUUAGCUAUGGCAGUGGCAGCGCAGGGAGCCAGCAAAGUGAAGGAAGCAAAAGCAGCGGCUCGAACCGGAGCACCAGCGAGAACAGCAGGCGAGCUGUGGGCAGGGAGAAGGACCGCAAGUCGGGGGGCAGUGGCAGCGAGUCGGAGCACACGGCGCGGAGCGGCGGCAGCACCGCGCGCCGGGACCGGCCCGCCAGCCAGCUCAGCCACCGCAGCCACGGCUCCGCCGCCCACAGCGACAGAAGCCACCACAGCCACCACUCCUACGGGGGGCCCCCGGGGGUGCCCCCGCUCUACAGCCUCCCCAAGCUGGGCUCCAAAGUCUACGGGACCAGCGGCCCGCCCGGAGGGCCCCCCGUGCGGGAACUGAGCGCGGUGCCCCCGGAGCUCACCGGGAGCCGCCAGUCCUUCCAGAAGGCCAUGGGCAACCCUUGUGAGUUCUUCGUAGACAUCAUGUGAGAGGAAGUGCCUUCAGACUCUGCCUGGGGUGGCGGGUGGGUUGUUUGUUUUAUUUUUUUUUGGGGGGUGGUUUGUUGUCGAACACUUAAUGGAAGAGACUCGGCUGGUCUUGCAUGUCACACCUUCCCGUUUGCAAAGUGUGUUGCAAAACAAAAAAAAAAAAAAAAAAAAACCAAGAAAAAACAAAUAAUCAAGAAAACGGAGCAAAAAAUACAAAAAAAAAAAAAAUCCCUCCGCAAAAAAUGAACAAAAAAAAAAAUCUCCUGGGAUUGUUAAAUAUCAGCAAACCGAUGGCAUCUUUUCUUUAUCCUUAUUUUCCUCCCCCCCCCCUUCCCCUUCCUCUUGUUUUGGAUUGUGAAUGGCUGGUGUAUAUUCACAUCUUGAUGAGCUUUGGUCGUUGUGGCACCUACUUCGAUGCAACUGGUGUAUCUUUUUGGCUGAUUCAAGGACUCUUAUUUCACACGACUUCUCUAAAUUCCCAAUACUGCAUAGGAGCACUUUUAUUUUUCCCUGCUUUUUUCCCUCUUACAAGGAUUAAAAAAAAAAAAACAACGACCCUUGGCUGGUAUCUGUGAUACUGCCUUGGAAUGCUGUUUCUUGGAUGCAUCCACAGCACUGAGCAGACAUUGCACCCACAGGUGUACAGACAGCACGUGCUUGGAAAGGAGCAGGAUCAAACCAAGUGGAAAACAAAGUUGUGGCUACCUUCUGCUGACUAGGGAGUGUAAAUCAACCUUUCUUUCUUUUUUUUUUGUUUGGUUUUUUUUUAGAUAUUAUUCUAUCAAGGGAGUGCUGGAGUCUUGCUGCUGUGUGUGCUCAUUGUGCAGAGCUUGUCAAGUUAUUUCUUUCAGUGUCACAAUGGUGACUUUGUAGCUGCAGUCGGCCCCUGGGCAUUCCAUCACAUCCCUGCUGACAGAUGUGGCUCUUCCUCCUGGAUGUGCACUUGCUUACACGGUGGAAAAGUGAUUUCCACAGAAGCAGGACAGCUGCUGCCAUGCAAUUCUGUUAGGGUAGCUGCAGCUUUUCCCUUUUGAAGGGGAUGUUCAUCCCAUUGCAGCAGAGGCGUAGCUAAAUCCUGGCUCCCACUGGGACGUGGCUCUUCAUUUUGAUUUCCUUUUGGUCAUCACCUGUUGUCCUGUCCUUCAUUUCGGAGCAAUACCUUUCUCUUCUUGUUGAAAUAGAAACCUGGGGCUGUCUAAUCCCACUUGCAGUGUUACCCAGGGGAAUGCUCAGUGGGUAGCGUGAACAUCCGAGGUGAGUGCCAGAAGAGAACAUCCUUCUCAGGGUGGACACACAGUUCCAUGUCCCUUUGUCACCCUGAGAAACGACUCUUCAGACACUUUGCAUGUUGCCCAUCCUGAUAGAUUUGUCACUUCUUUCCCUGUGUGCAAACACAUCCCUUUGUCAGAGCCAGGGUGACGAUUCCAGCCGAAGCUCCAAACGUCUGUGUUAACUGGAGACUCAAGUCUCUCCUUCAAAAGGGAACCAGGCAUUUGGGCAACUCUGUGUCACUCAGACUAGGUACUCCCCUUACUGGCCUUCUAAACUAGUUUUCUUCACAAAAAACUCCCAAAAAGCUGCCUGAUGUCUCUGAAAGCAGUGCUUUCAUCAUCCUCCAUCCCAUGGGCUGGCAUGGAUUGCCCCGUGGGUGAUGGCUUCUCCAAAAGAGUGGCACUACUUAGAGCUUGACUGUGCAAACAGUACCUUUCUUUUCCUUUCCUCCUCCCAGUCCCACAGCAAAGAUGCUUAACCUAACCUGGUAACCUAUUCUGAAAGAUUGACAUUGAAAGCAAUGAAGUAAAUCAGGGUAAAAUAAUGGUGUAAUUCUGCUAUGUCUCCAGGAGACACUGUUAAGGAGUCUGUGACUUUACUGACAAUCACUAGUGGUUCUACUUUUAAAUUAAUUUAAACUUUUCUGGUCUCUUAUAUAUAUAUUGAUUCUUCUGGCCCGCUCUGUCUUAAGGCAGAACUCGGAGGGCCGGAGGAAAAGACUCUCAUUUUAAUAUUUCCUAAAGGGAUUAAAGCUGGGGGGCUGAGCUUUUCACCCGUGGAAGAAACGUGUUUAAUUUCCUUAUGUCUUUCCAAGAGUUGCAGUUUACACACCUGCUGGGUUGUUUUUUUUGUUUGUUUUAAUUUUAUUUUAUUUUUUUUUUUGGUCUCGUUGUUAAUGCUGUCGGCAGAAACCGUUCUGUGUCUCGCUGGUCUUUUUGCUGCUAUGUUGAAAUGACUGUGUUAUAUAAACUCGUGUGUUUGUGGGUCACUCUGGAACGAGGCUGCAAAUCCAGAACACAGGUGUGGGGGAGCAUUAGUGUGCUGAGGAGUUCAGGCUGAAGCAGCUUCACCCACCCACGAUGGGCACCCACCGCUCUGGGCGUGCUGGGUGCUGGGCCCUGAGGAAGCUGCUGCUUGCAGGGAGAGCAGGAGGGUGGCGAUGCCCCUGUGUGGACAGUGCAAUACGUGAUGGCCACUGUGUGUAAAACAAACCCCUGAUCCCCCCCCAUCCCCUCCUUGUAGUGUCCAGUGGAAUGAGUGGGAGGUCAGGCCUGAUUCAAUCUUUGCUAGAUCCCGAUUUUCAGCAGUGAACAAGAGGCAGGAGAUCUCCCCAGAUCCCAUCCUUGGCUUUCAGUGCAUGUGUCUCUCCACCAAGGGGGCCUUGGGACCUGCCUGUGCAAGGCUCUCCUGUGGGGCACAGCAUUCCCUGCUGUGCCAGGUGGAAGGAAGUUUGGAGGCUGCAGUGCUGGCAGAUCCAUCUGUCUUCUCUCACCAGGGCCUCAGAUUUACCCCUGAUUUAAUGUCAGUGGCUGGGCUCCAACUCCAGCGAGGGGUUUGCUGUGCAGGGCAUUGGAAUAACCUCAAAACAGGAGCCUUAAGUGGUUGACUUUAUUUUUAUUCUGGAAGUGAGACCCUGGGCUGAGCUUAAUGCUCACACAUCCCUGCCAGCGGAUUUAACAGCAGCUUUGUCUGGAGGAUCAUGGAAAACGAUGAGGAAACAGUUUGGGAUGACAUCUCCUCCCCAAAGAAGGCAGGGUCUGUAGGGGGAGUGUGUCCACCUGGUACAUUAACUCUGAGGAAUCUGUUUUUUUGGCAAAUAAGUCUUAAAAGCACUGCUAUUGUCUUUUAUCUCCUGUUAGUAAAUCUCCUUUUCCAAGGUAACAGUCCCCUGGACACUUUAUCCAAAGGUUUAUUGGAUGGCAAGCAAUGAUGCACAGACAUUGACUUUUGCUAUUAUUUUUGUUCUCUUCAAAUGGGCAGUCCCCUCCUGAGACUUGACAGCUCAUGAGUUGAUGUAAUUGUUUUUGGUUUUGCAUUUAACUGGAUUGUAAUAAGAUUGACUUAAAAUUAUUAAUUCUAAUCAGUGAUUAGAAAUACAUGUAAAGAAUUUUAUGUACAGUAGAGGAACAAAGUUACAUGAUUUUAAAUAAUGAAAAUCCAGACUAUCACCUAUCCUAGAAUUGGUUCUACUCAAAGAGUGACCUCUUAUUAGCAUGGACUGCACUGUUCCUGUUAAAUGUCUAUUGCAUAAUUGAAUUCUUUUUUGUAGAUAUUGUAUUAAAACCCAAGUGUCUGUAUAGUUAAUAUAUAGCUGCUUAUGUGUAAAUGCUAUUUUAAACACUAAAAAGCUUUUAAUUUUAUGUGAUAA
This is a messenger RNA of Myiozetetes cayanensis, 5898 nucleotides long. RefSeq names its product dishevelled segment polarity protein 1 (gene DVL1). Gene Ontology annotation, cellular component: cytosol. The transcript has 15 exons. Gene Ontology annotation, molecular function: frizzled binding. The record is from RefSeq and is a predicted model, not a curated record. Bases 123 to 2258 code for a protein of 711 amino acids. Lineage: Eukaryota; Metazoa; Chordata; Aves; Passeriformes; Tyrannidae. Gene Ontology annotation, biological process: intracellular signal transduction; canonical Wnt signaling pathway.